This is a messenger RNA of Diachasmimorpha longicaudata, 2758 nucleotides long. RefSeq names its product myb protein (gene Myb). Gene Ontology annotation, biological process: regulation of DNA-templated transcription. The coding region runs from base 638 to 2716 and encodes 692 amino acids. The transcript has 9 exons. NCBI's taxonomy places the organism in Eukaryota, Metazoa, Arthropoda, Insecta, Hymenoptera, Braconidae. The record is from RefSeq and is a predicted model, not a curated record. Gene Ontology annotation, cellular component: nucleus. Gene Ontology annotation, molecular function: DNA-binding transcription factor activity, RNA polymerase II-specific; RNA polymerase II cis-regulatory region sequence-specific DNA binding.
CGAGCGUCGAAAGCACUCGUGACACUCGUCCAAUUCUCUUUCCUCCCUUCUUCCCUAUUCCCUUCGUCUUUUAAAUUCCUCGGGACGCCUCGAGCACGCGGCAAAACGUCUGAACAUUCACUAUUCAAUUACACCAAACAACAUUUCGACUACUUUAUUUAUUUUUUUCUUUAUUGUUGAUUAUUUAUUUUUUGCGGCUUUGUAAAUGCGCUCUGAUUUAUCCCCCCCUGUGUGCAGUAAUACGCAAGCGCAAGCUCCAGCGACGCCUCUCGAGCUCUCGAAAAGGGGAAGAGAAGUGGAGACGAGAGGGAUCGAUAGUGUUAGCCGGUCGCAGGAAACGACACUCGUAAUUAUUUUCGAAUCCAACUCGGGCUUUCACGAUACGAGGGGGAUGAUAAACAGUGCAGAUAUUGUGAUCUGAUAUUUCACUGGAUACAUUCUUCAGACACAUUCAGCCUCUCCCUGAGCGAUUCAGUUGGCGAGGUUUCUUGUCGUGUUCGAGCGGAGAGUGCAUUACAGUGGUGGAAUGUGUAAUGACACACUGAAGUGGCGGGUGCACUCUUGACAUCAUGGAUAUAGUGUAGAUGAGGGACAAUUGGUUUUCGAGUUAUUUAUUUAAAGAGGAUUCUGGAGAAGCAUGGAGAGACUACCUGGUGAUAUGCUUGUCCCCGCUAAGUCUGUGGAUAUUGCCAAUUAUCAUUCGACUUUUUAUUCACCACCACCUACUGAGGCGUCGAGGUCUGGCUACGACUCGAGCAGUGGGGAUGAAUCAGAGAGCGACUACAAUGUCCAAUCUUAUCAGGCAAAUGCUCACAAUGCAAAUGCCCCUGCAUCAGCUAACAGCGGUGCAACUGCACCACAGGGCAAGCAUAUAAACAAGGGUCGAUGGACUAAAGAGGAGGACAAUUUAUUAAAGCAGCUAGUAAGCAACGCCGAAAAAUUGGGCUCUGGAUUAAGAUGGGACGCUGUCGCCGCACAUUUUCCAGACCGAAGUGACGUACAGUGUCAACAGCGAUGGGCCAAAGUCGUCAAUCCAGAACUUGUAAAGGGCCCGUGGACCAAAGAGGAGGACGAGAAAGUCGUGGAGCUCGUCGAUCGUUACGGUCCCAAGAAAUGGACCCUCAUAGCCCGACACUUGAAGGGCCGAAUCGGUAAGCAGUGUCGAGAGAGAUGGCACAAUCACCUGAACCCAGGAAUAAAGAAAACAGCGUGGACUGAUGCUGAGGACAAGAUAAUUGUCGAAGCACACAGACGCGUUGGCAAUCAGUGGGCAAAAAUAGCUAAACUCCUUCCUGGAAGGACAGACAAUGCUAUAAAGAAUCACUGGAACAGCACUAUGCGAAGAAAAUACGAGGCAGAGGAGGGAAGAACCACUGGCAGCAGAGGUCGUGGUAGGAGAAAAACAACGGAGACCGUCAAGAAAGAGCCAACAGCGGAGGAAUCCUCGUGCCAGGAACAAUCCGUGAAGGUUGAGAUCAAGGCCGAGGAUAGUCGGGCAACUGUGACCUCAGGGAGUUUAGAGAUUGAUUCACUAGACUGGACUGGCGCCUGGGGACAAACGCCCCAGCAUUCUAUGAUACAGCAACAAUCUCAAACGAAUUAUCUACAGAGUAUUAUACAGAUGGACGAGAGGCCCGACGAACCUAUCAACGAUAGAAAACCAAUUAUUUCACCGUUCUCCAAAUACUUCAAUCUGAACAUGGGCGCAGAAGCCUCGUCGAAUACCUCAGACAUUCGUCUCCUGCCAAUGCCAGACCUUGAAGACGACGAAGAUGGCGGACUAAGUCCGCCCUCUAUUCUCCGCAAACGUCGAGGCUUCCAGCACAUUCUCCCCCGUACCGAGACUCCGGACAGUGGUCACCAGGACUUCCUCAUGGGGACAUCCUCCCAGGAGGCAACGACAGCCCCCUCGACCCCUAUAAAGCAACUUCCCUUCAGCCCCUCGCAAUUCCUCAACAGUUUAGCGAGCCCAGAAUCGUCGUGGAUACGUGCCAGCACACCCAAGGGCUCCCCAGGGACCCUUACUACUCCUCAACCCUCUGGACUUCGUCGUGGACACAACGAUGGCAACACUCCGAGGACUCCCACUCCUUUCAAGGAUGCACUUGCUGAGAUUGAAAGACGCAGCGGAGCUGCAACGCAAUUGCCAGCCACCCCAAGUCGUCUGGAUGCACUCACCGAAAUUAUCAAGCAGGAAACUGAUCGUGAGAGUUUGGCCAGCAGCAGUAUGCUCCAGGACUCUGGUUACGGCACUGGACGACGACGUGGAAAGGAAAAUAGUGCACCUGGGGGGAAAAGGGCACGCAAAGCCCUUUGUCAAGCAUGGGCGACCUCAACAGACAGCUCUGACAUGAGUUUUGCUGUCGAAACUCCGAGUAAAAGUAUAGACACAUCAGUGUUAUUUUCUCCAGCAUCAAUGGCUCUGGAAGACAGUUUUUUAGCGGCUGGGCCGAGUCCACUAAAGACUCCCCACGAUUUAACGUCUGUACGGAAGCCCAAUGCCAAGAGGGCUAUCACGUUUGAUGUCUUUGACAGUCCAUGUAUCAGCCCUCUGAUUUUCAAGCCGCAGAAACGACCAAAACUGCAUCUUGAAGCUCAAUGGACCAUGGUAGCAUGUGGUCGUACCCAGGACCAACUGGAAAUGACUCGUGCUGCUCGCAAUUUUCUCAAUCUGCAUGGGUUUCCAGCUCUGCGUCCACGUUCUCUGAACUUUUAAUGAAAAAAAAAAAAAAAAAAAAAAAAAAAAACUAAAAAUAAA